This is a messenger RNA of Periconia digitata, 3246 nucleotides long. The record is from the annotation of a GenBank genome assembly. Lineage: Eukaryota; Fungi; Ascomycota; Dothideomycetes; Pleosporales; Periconiaceae.
AUGUGUGGUAGUAUCGGUCCUCAACAGUCGCACCUACCUCCAUCAGCUGAAGGUCACGUUUCUCCUCUCUCCUUCCUGUGCAACGGUUCUGCUCGCGAUGAUCCCCCUCACUACUCUUUCUACACCUACGUGAACUCUCAAUUAGUUUGCCGUGACGCCACAGUGAUACGUAAUGUAGUACGGGAAGACAUUCUGAUGAGUGGACAUGCGUCUCGUUCCUUACAGUACCACAAUGUCUGGUUGUUAAGGGUAGGGCCUGCACCUCUCUUGUCGCUGAAAUUUUUCACCUCGUCCAUAGCGCUGCAUCUUACCAUGGAACCUCUUGUUGCCAUCGGUCUGGUAUCGAAUAUUUUCCAACUCGUAGAAGUUGGUCGUCAUGUUGCAACCAUUGCAAACGAUAUCCGGAGGUCACACAGCGGUUUCUCUGGCGAAGCGCUUCGGCUGCGGGAGAGUGCUGCGAUCGUGAAAGAGAACUUGAAGAAAGCGACAUCUUCUUCGGCGCAAGACACGGAACAAACCGAAUUUCACAACUAUGCGAAACGCAUGCAAAUAUGUAUGGAUGCAUACAUUUCCAAGGUGGAAAACCUGCGAGAGAAACAGUUGAAUAGCCGUGGUCCUCGCUACUGGACAAUCUGCAAGGCUACGAUUACAAUGUGGUGGAAGGAAGCUGAGUUGCGCGAGGCGUUGGAGGACAUAAAAGCAAUUGAGUCGAAAAUUACGGCACAUAUCAUUGCAGUCUACGUCCCAGCAAUGAAUUUGAGCAUGAAAGAUUUUCUCGAGCAAGGUGCUCAAUCAGAUACCGAUCUUUUACAUAAAAUGGAGGAGUUGCGAAAAUUGGUCCAAGUGAACAUGGAUUCUGCCGACAAGACCACUGCGGAGAUAUACAAGGCCAUACAGGACUGGUUUACGCGUCGGGAAAACGGAAAAACACAGCGAAGGUGUCUAAACAAACUUUGCUUCCCAGAGAUUUGGAGUCGAUGCGAUUUAGUGGCAGAUGCUCACAAAAAGACUUUCGCAUGGAUCUUGGAGUCGCAAGAUUCUCUGAGUGAGGGCCAGAAGGAGUCGAACUUCAGAAAAUGGCUGGCUUGCAAGGAUAGGAAUGCGAAUAUAUUCUGGGUUUCAGGCAAGCCUGGAGCAGGCAAAAGCACGCUGAUGAAGUUCCUCGCAAAUCAGGAACAUCGGGUUUUAACCCACCUCCAGGAAUGGGCCGGUACUCGGAGAAUUGAUCUAAUCAAAGACUACUUCUGGAAGCAGGGCUCGCCAAUACAGCAAUCGCUGGAAGGUUUACUUCGAUCAAUAUUGUUUCAAAUUUUGUUGAAUCAUCCUUACAUGAUCAACAUUGCCUUUCCAGGAGCCGAGUGGUUAUAUGGUGGUUCAGAUGUCAAGUUCUCAGUAUCAUCACUGAAGGCCGCAUUGCCACGUAUAUUGGAGAUGGCUGAGAGUCGUGGCAUACAUUUCAUGUUUCUGAUCGACGGUAUGGAUGAGUUCGACGAUAAUCCAAAGCCGAGUAAAGAAACAGGCGACCCCGAUGAACUGAUGAAGUUUCUCCAACAAUUUCGGGCCAGACUGAACGUAAAGGUAUGCGUAUCUAGCCGUCCAUACAACGCUUUCAUUGAAGAGUUCGGAAAGAACCAAGAAUGUUGGAUCCGUAUCGAAAAUCUCACCCGAGACGACAUCCGGGCAUACAUCCAUGAGGAACUGGAACAGAAAGAGAUUUUUCGUCGUCUGUCCCAUGAUGAUGAUACAGAUUACGCCGAACUAGUACGAGAGAUGAUCGACUCAGCUCAAGGCGUUUUCCUUUGGGUGCACUUAGUCUUGAAGGAUCUUUCGAGGGCUUUGCUUGACGGAGCAGAAUUCACUGGACUUCAAGAACAUUUGCGUAGAAUGCCACAGGAGCUCGAAGACCUUUAUAGACACCUACUUGCCAGUCCGCGUCUUCUUGCAAACGAUGAUGCUAUCAUGCUGUUGCUUUCCAUGAUACAUCUUGCAGAAACUCGUCCGAAUCUUGAGCUCGGAACGCCGCCCUUGAUACACGCCUUUAUGAAUCCGAGAAGAAUUGAACCCCAUAUGAGGGAAAACAAGUGCAGUCUAGACUACUUUGAAAAGCUCCACGACAAGAUGAUUCGCUUAGCAAAUGCCUAUUUUGCAGGUCUCUUAGACUACUGUCCAUGGCCUAGGUACAACCCCGAACGCAGACUUUUUGCCUCAGGAUUCGUAUUCAGUCAUCGAACUGUAUGGGAUUACUUGUCUCGCAAAGCAACAGUCGCGCACCUGUAUGCUAAAAUCGACUACACGUGGGACGAUUUCGAAACCUGCUUCCUACAUGGAUUGAUUGUAACGUUGCAAAUGUCCAUCUGUCUAUGCAGCGAAAAAGCCUAUCACGACGGAAUAUAUGAUCUGUGGCAAUUGGUAGGCCUCACAACGUAUCAAUUGUUGGAAAAUAUAGAUCCAGAUCGAGACUGGAAUCUGAUAAAGCACCUCAACUCCCUAAUUUGCGCACGAAUCCCUAACAACGACGAGUGGUCGAGUCUCUUGGCCCUGAUGAUGAUGCGUAUAGAUCAUAAGGAUCUGUGUACAACCCAUGAUGAUUCAUUCACGUUCGAUCACGUCAUCUACUAUGUUGCCUGUUUUGAUAAAAACGAGUGGAUAUUACAAAGGCUUCUCCGCGAAGAACCUGGCCUGGCAGCAUCCGCAUCCCGAUUGAUGUACCUUACUUGUAUGAGACGUGUGCUUAAGAUGGAAAGGAUGCAAAUUCUUUUCGAUGCUGGGGCCAAUCCAAAUCAGGACUUCAAGGGCGUCACACCAUGGAAACAAAUCUUGGUUACUGCGUACCAGAAUAUCAAUCGUUGCGUCAAGCGAGAUGGGGAAUUUUCCGAAGAGGAUUUGCCGCUACUUCAUAGGGUUGGAGCUAUUCUUGAACUGUUCCUUCGUCGUGGAGUAGAUGUGGGGGGUUCAUGCGCUUUGAUAUGCGGACCUACUGGUAUGCCGGCAUCUAUCCGCAUUUCCCGCGGACAGUUGUCUGAAUGGGAUGUGAAAUUCACGGCCCCUACCAAAUCAUUAUUUUAUGAUAUCGUCCGCCGGUUUCGAAGGAGCAACACGGAACCAUCUGGCCUGAACUCUGUUGACCUCGCUGAGUUAGAGAAUGGACAAGUUGAGGACAUUGCGGACAUUGUGGAGCGAGCAAGGAACAUAUUUUGGGAGGAACGUAGGAAGAAACUCAAAGAGAAGAAAGAGCAGUGCGGAUGA